This is a messenger RNA of Anoplophora glabripennis (Asian longhorned beetle), 2285 nucleotides long. Its product is annotated as carboxypeptidase N subunit 2-like. NCBI's taxonomy places the organism in Eukaryota, Metazoa, Arthropoda, Insecta, Coleoptera, Cerambycidae. The record is from RefSeq and is a predicted model, not a curated record. Gene Ontology annotation, molecular function: protein binding. The transcript is spliced from 8 exons. The coding region runs from base 14 to 1555 and encodes 513 amino acids.
CAAGGCUGGAAAAAUGAAGAGUUUGCCGUAUUUUUUGUUGCUAUUAUACAGUGUGAAAGGAGACGAAGGUACCUGUGAAUUAAACGCCUGUGAAGCUUUAGAAAAGAGUCAAAUGAACUUAAGGGAGUUUGCAGACAGUCUCGAAGAGAAUAAUACUAAUAACUACUUGAUUAAGUUGGAAAGAAGGCUCAGGUCGUUGGAGCAGCCAGUCUGGGAAAUUUCAAAGCAGAAUGAAAGAUGGAUCGACUGCGGGAAAGGGCCUUGUAAAUGUAGACCAGAAACCAAGAGUAUAAGUUGUUGGCAAAAUCAACUGAAUGCUUUGCCCGCCGAUCAAGUAUUACCAUUUGACGUAAGACAGAUAGACCUAGGAAUUAAUAGGCUAUCAACUUUGAAUAAAAACGCUCUGCAGAUGCUAUCCCACUUGACAGAACUUGACCUUUUCGACAAUAAAAUAGACCAUUUACCAGAAAAUAUUUUUGUGCACCUCGACAGCUUAAAAUAUUUGCGUCUGCAUAAAAACGAAGUAGAGGAAAUGUCCCCAGACCUCCUAUCAACAUUAAAAAAUUUGCAGACAUUUGAUGCAUCUGAUAAUCUGAUGCGAGUCUUGCCAACGAACUUGUUUAGAGGAACACCAAACCUGAUCCUUUUACACUUGUCAAGAAAUCGCAUAAAAAGCAUCCCCGAAGCUCUCCUCAGUAAAUUGGAGCAAUUAGAAGAUUUGGACUUGAGUAAUAAUUUUUUAGAAACGGUUCCCAAAUUCGCUUUUAAUGAUUUGAAAUCUUUGAGACGACUGUUUUUAGCAGAAAAUAAUAUCACUCUACUACCAACAGGGGUUUUCGACAAGCUGGCCAAUCUAGAAUUAUUAAAUUUGAGGAAAAACAGGAUUUCACAUCUAUCCCCAAAAUUAUUUGACAAACUGCAGAAUCUCAAGAUUUUGCAAUUAACUAACAACAGGCUAAGUCAGAUUGAUGUAAACGAUUUUCGGAAACUGACUAAUAUAGUAGAACUCCACCUGGGACAAAAUUUUAUAAAUGAUAUUCCCGAAAAUGCCUUUGUCGAAAACAGAAAUUUGGAAAAGCUUUUCCUGUUUUCGAACAACUUGGAAUUCCUAAAAGAGAAAACCUUCAAUGGGCUAAUCAGUCUAACGUCAUUAUUUAUCAAUAACAAUAUUAUACAAGAUAUUCAUUCUAAGAUAUUUGUACACACGCCUAGUCUACAAAAACUUCAAUUAGACAGCAACAAAUUCCACUUCCUACCAGCCAAAUCGCUAGACUUUUUGACGCAAUUAAUUUCAAUUAAACUAGCAAAAAAUCCUUGGCACUGUGAUUGCAACAUAUUAUAUUUAGCAAUCUGGGUUGACACUAAUAAGCAAAAAGUAUGGGAUUCUCAGCCCACUUGUAGGGGCCCUGGAAAUCUGGGAGGAUCAUUAUUAAAAGAUAUGUCAUUUGACAAUUUGUGCGAAGGUCAAUGGGCUAGCAUGACGAAUUUGUCCCCCAGGAUUCCCAUCAAGAAUAAACUGAACGAGGAAUUGAGAGAAAAUUCCACAUCAUUUUAAUUAUAUUUCAAUCAAUUUUUUAGUUCAGGGUGAACGUGUUCCACUUCUGCCAUUAUUGACAUCUCGCACAAAUCAGGACAAAGUGUGAUAAAUGCAACUUCCUUGUAGCUUCUUUUUUUACUAGAAUUUCUAUAAUUAUACUGCUGCUGGUGUAAUUUUUUUAUGAGAACACCAUAAUCACUUAGUUUCAAACAAAAAAUUACAUCGAUAAAAUGACGUAGAAUUUAACAAGUCCCUGCUAUGUCAUAAUAUCUCAAUAAGAAUGUGUAUACAAAUUGUAAAAUAUCUUUCUAAAAACAUGUUUAAGGAAACAUUUAUUAUAAAAUGCAAACAUUUUGUAGCAUUCUAUGUAACACAUUUUCUAUUGCCAUCAUGUAAUCAUAGAUGGCGCAUAUAUCCUUAUAGGUAGUUAAAUUUUAGCUGUUAAAGAAAGAUAAGCUAUGAGAAGUAAAUUUCAUUUCCACAACUUUCAGAGAGGAAAUUUUUGUGAAUAUUUAUAAACUAGGGACUGUUCCAGUUGUUUAUGUUUAUCAACUGUAUAAAUGUCUUAUUGAAGUUAUAUUUCUUUUAACAUAAAAAUUUAGAUCCAACUCUACGUAGGUAAUUUACAACACUUAUAGUGAUAGAUUUUAUAAUAACGGUAAAGACUAGAAAAUGCUUUGGAUGAUUUAUUAUUAAAUUAAUGCACUUUGUUUUCUUCAUUAUUUACCAAAUACCUGUCAAUAUAAAC